UGUGUAUGUGUCAGUCGCUGUAAAUGACAGGGUUCCUAUGAUAUUUCUAAUACACCGGUCGGAAUAUUCUUCAAGAUGCCACGGUCCUUUUUGGUGAAGAAACACCUCCCGUGUAGGAAGCCAAACUAUGGAAGGCUGGAUUCUAUGGAACACGAAGUGCAUGCCAGUCAGCCUGAGUUUCCAUACAGUGUCUCCAGUCGUCAGCAGCAGGCCAUCCUGUGCUGGGAAGCGGAGCCGUGCCUCACAGCCUACGCUCCAAGUGCCCUAACAACGCAGAUGGACCUCUUCCACGCGCAAGUGUCAAAGACCAUGCACCACCAACAACCCUCGCAAGCCCCCAGGGUGCAGGAGGAGCAGCACACCUUCUCGUCGCCAGCCCCUCUCCACCACCCUCUCAGGGACCUGCACACGUCUCCAGACCCUCCGAGAUCCAACACGCAUAUCCCCCAACACCUUCACCAAGUACCCAGGGAGGUGGUCGUACCCAGCGGAGCCGCCACGUUCCUUGGGAUGCCCGGCGCCGGCGGCCAGGAGCGCUUUGAGUGCUUCGACUGUCACAAGGCCUACUUCACCUUCUCAGGCCUGGCCAAGCAUCGGCAGCUGCACUGCGAGUGGCAGUGUCACAAGUUCUUCAGCUGCAAGUACUGCGAGAAGGAGUACGUGAGCCUGGGGGCCCUGAAGAUGCACAUCCGCACGCACACGCUGCCCUGCGUCUGCAAACUGUGCGGGAAAGCCUUCUCCAGGCCGUGGCUGCUGCAAGGACACAUACGCACGCACACAGGGGAGAAGCCUUUCUCGUGUCCCCACUGCAGUCGGGCGUUUGCCGACCGUUCCAACCUGCGUGCCCAUCUGCAGACCCACUCGGACAUCAAGAAGUACCAGUGCAGGAACUGCUCCAAGACCUUCUCCAGGAUCUCGCUGCUGUCCAAGCACGAGGAGGCUGGCUGCUGCCCCAUGGCCUAAUGAUGACCAGUAGUGUCAGAGUGAUGCAUCUCUACUUCCUCUUCCAUUGACUUUAGCUGUCAGCAACUAGACUUCUUCUUUGCACUUGAAAACAUUUCACAACUCCUCAUAUCAUGGACAGUCUUCAGCCCUUCAA
Engraulis encrasicolus (European anchovy) is the source of this 1099-nucleotide messenger RNA. It is a transcript of the gene snai3, whose product is annotated as snail family zinc finger 3. Bases 76 to 963 code for a protein of 295 amino acids. Lineage: Eukaryota; Metazoa; Chordata; Actinopteri; Clupeiformes; Engraulidae. The transcript has 3 exons. Gene Ontology annotation, biological process: regulation of DNA-templated transcription. The record is from RefSeq and is a predicted model, not a curated record. Gene Ontology annotation, molecular function: RNA polymerase II cis-regulatory region sequence-specific DNA binding; DNA-binding transcription factor activity, RNA polymerase II-specific.